AUGGAUUCCGAGGAUUCCAGAGCGAAGCAAUUGGAAGACAUGUUAAAUGAACUAAAGUCAAGAAGCAAGGAGAAAGUCAUUCUGGAAACAGGAGUUUUCAUGCUUAUUUUGUUGUUUUUGUUUGUUGGAAACGUCUUAACACUCCUGGUUGUGAUAUUAAACCCUCGGAUGCGAACAAUUCCGAACAUGUUCGUAACAUCACUCGCUGUUUCGGACUUAUCGUUCGGUGUUUUCAUGGUAUGUCCCCUAGGUGUUCCUGUAUCACUGUUAUCUCAAUGGCCUUUUGAUCACACAACCUAUCAAUAUCAAGGCUACAUAACUAUCGCCUUGAGUGUUGCAUCGAUUCACACAAUGGCCUUAAUGGCGGUGAACAGAUAUUAUAGAAUCGUCAAACCAUCGAAAUACCGCCGCUACUUCACCAAAAAGAGAGCCAUGGUCAUGAUCCUCGUGUCGUGGCUCUAUUCCAUGUUAGUUCCGUUUCCCUACGUCCUCAGUGGGCACAAAAUGAUUUUUCAGCCGGCCAAGUUCAUCUGCUUUCUCAACAUUGACACCACUGGACUGGGCUCCUUCGAGACAAUUUUAGAAUUUAGAAUUUUCAAGACAGUUCGAAGUCACAACAAUAACUUUCAUCUCUCCCGUCGCGGGAUUAACGCUGUAAACGUGGAGGAAGUCAAGGUAGCGCGCACGUUAUUUGUGAUAGUGGUGUUUUUUACUUUGUGUUGGGCUCCGGUUGUGGUAAUUGACAUUGUAGACGUAAUACGCGGAAGUUGGACCUUUCCUCGUGAGGCUUACAUAGCAUACAGCGUUUUGGCAACCUUAAGUACUGCUUUGAAUCCUUUGAUUUAUGGCGUGGUAAACAGGAAUUUCCGUAGAGAAUAUCUGAAGUUGCUACGCUGUAGGUACUGCCGUCCACAAGCUGUUGUA
This is a messenger RNA of Porites lobata, 924 nucleotides long. Lineage: Eukaryota; Metazoa; Cnidaria; Anthozoa; Scleractinia; Poritidae. The record is from the annotation of a GenBank genome assembly.